Messenger RNA from Anolis carolinensis (green anole), 8842 nucleotides. Its product is annotated as urotensin-2 receptor-like. Gene Ontology annotation, biological process: blood vessel diameter maintenance; regulation of blood pressure; neuropeptide signaling pathway. The coding region runs from base 380 to 1468 and encodes 362 amino acids. NCBI's taxonomy places the organism in Eukaryota, Metazoa, Chordata, Lepidosauria, Squamata, Anolidae. Gene Ontology annotation, cellular component: plasma membrane. The transcript has a single exon. Gene Ontology annotation, molecular function: urotensin II receptor activity. The record is from RefSeq and is a predicted model, not a curated record.
CUUUGGAUGACACCCUCUUCAGACUUGCUAGCGCCCUGUGCUCACGCCGAACUGAGAAGAAGUGCCUUCCCUUCCACGGGGUUCCAAGGGAGGGAGGAGGCAGCGAGUGAGUCCCAGGACGCUUCCCCAAAGUCGAACCCUCUCUCCUCACUCUUCUCUGCUGCCUCCACGAGGCUCCUGGUCUUCCGGUGCCCUGGGAAUGGGAGAAAGACCGCGCGCGCGCCUCGUGCGGGAAGCCCGCCUGCGAUUGGCUGAGCUGCUCUCCCCGCCGCCACUUGGAAGCCCUUUGCGCCCCUUUGGAGCCCGCGUGCAGGUGCUCUGGAAGUAGGACCGAGCGCGCGCGCGCCCGCGAUUGGCUGGACGGGAGUGUGCGCCGGGCAUGGAGCGCAACCUGAGCGCCAAAGCGAGCGCCAACGGGACCUCCGAGGAGGAGGAGGAUUCGGCGGCGGAGGCGACCUUGGCGUGGGCUUUCGGCUUGGUGCUGUCGCUGCUCUACGUGGCCGGCGUCUCGGGCAACGCGUACACCUUGGCGCUGCUGUGGCGCUCGGGCCGGCGCUGCUGCUGCUGCCCGUCCGCCUUCUCCUCGGCUUCCUCCCGCGGGGCCCCCUUGGCGCCCUCAAUCGCCAGCCUGGCGCUGGCCGACCUGCUCUACCUGGGCUCCAUCCCCUUCAUCGUGGGCACCUCGCUGGCGCGCGACUGGCCCUUCGGGGCGCUGGGCUGCCGCCUCCUGCUCAGCCUGGACCUGCUCACCAUGCACGCCAGCAUCUUCACCCUCACCCUCAUGUGCGCCCAGAGGUACCGCGCCGUGGCCAGGCCCCUGGCCGCCCGGGGGUGCGCGGGGGCCCCAAGGGCCCAGGGGGCGCUGGCCAUUGGCGCCUGGGCCCUCUCGCUGCUCCUGGCGCUGCCCAUGAUGCUGAUGGUGAGCCUGGGCCGGAGCCCCGACGGGAAGCGCCUCUGCGCCCCCACCUGGAGCCCCCGCGCUUACCGGCUCUACCUCAGCCUGCUCUUCGGCACCAGCAUCGUGGGGCCCGGGCUGGCCAUCGGAGCCCUCUACACCCGCCUGGCCCUGGCCUACCUGGCCUCGCUGAGGCGCCCCCCGCGCAAGCAGGAGCCCCGCCGCUCCCCACGCCGCAAGGUCCUGCUCUUGCUCCUCAGCAUCGUGCUUCUCUUCUGGGCCUGCUUCUUGCCCUUCUGGCUCUGGCAGCUUGUGCCCCUCUACCAUGGGCCGCCGAGCCUGGCCCGCCCCACCCGGAAGGCCAUCCACUACCUGGUCACCUGCCUCACCUACAGCAAUAGCUGCAUCAACCCCUUCCUCUACACUUUGCUCACCCGCAACUACCAGGAGGACCUCCGCAGCCAGCGCAGCGCCCGCUACCGCUUCACCUCCUCCUGCCACAACUUGGGAGCAGCCCAAAGGCAGCCUGGGGAAGAGGGUCUGGCCAUGGCCACACUGCACCACCUCAAGUGAACGGCCUCCCACCUAGCCUUGCUUCUCUGCACUCUACCUCCAGGUGGACCUGGCCCAGGUAAGGGUGAGUUAGGGAUCUUUCAUUGAGAAAGGCAAUUUGAGGAGAAACACUUCUGCAAACUCAGCCUGCUUUGGAGUGUUGUGUGGUUUUGGGUCUGUAUGGCUGUGUUCUAGCAGCAUUUUCUCCUGGCAUUUCCCCUGCAUCUGUGGCUGGCAUCUUCAGAGGACUUGUUGUACUCCAUGGCAGGAAGCACUUCUGUACUUAACCACCACACUCCAGUCCAAGUUAAAUCAACACAUCAUUUCAGCAGGGACAUGAGAGAAACCUCCCACAAGGAUGGUAAAAACAUCAAAAAACAUUUGGGCGUCUCCUGGGCAACGUCCUUGCAGACGGCCAAUUCUCUCACUCCAGAAGCAACUCAAGUUGCUCCUGACACGAAAAAAAAAAUCAGUUCAUUGAAGAUUAUAUAAAAAGCAAUUCAGCAAAAAUAGUAAAAGCAUCAAAGUCUAACUGUCUGAAAUAGUUCAUAAGCUUCAAGGUACAAAAGUAGUUUCAAAAACCCAAAACAACAGGGUAUCUAGCACAGGAAUGUAAAAGAACCAGGAUACAGAAGGCAGCACGAAAUCUAAUAUAAAAAUCCAGGAAUAAUCACUCAAGCUUGGAAGCAGGAAACAUGAACGAACAAAUACAUGAAACUAGAAUUCCCUUGGCAGGCAUAACUAGGACUUGGCAAAAAAUGUUGCAUCAAGCUCCCAACGUUGACCAGACUGCUAGAAAAUCCCUCUAGUGUUUUUAAUAUAGCCAUGAAAUCAUGCUGUCUUCCCUGAAUACCUGAUAAUUGCUUUUUCUCUAACAAGCGCUGUGACCUUUGCCAAGUCUGUGAAGUUUAUGAAAACUAAGUCUCCUAUCUAUCAGUUCAUUAGCCUCUCCACCUGGAAUUUCAUCCUCUGAACUCGCUUCCCUAGAGAAAGACUUCUCUGGGCCCCUCUCUGGAAAGUGGCCUUCACCUUCACUAACAGCAGGAGAUUCUAGGCAUGAAAGCCUUGGACAAUACAUUCAGCCUGCUUUGUGUAUUUGACUUGGUUGGGAUUCAUGUAGACUAAUGUAUAAGUCUAGGAAUGUUCGUUCAAAAAUCCAACCCCAAAAACCUGCGUUGACUUCUUCACAGGUCACUGUAAGUACUGUAUCCUAAAUCUUACAAGAAAUGAAGGAACCAUCCCCUUCUGUGAAUGAAAUGGCAAAAGGCAAGAGCUUUAUCAAUCCCAGGAGAACCUUAAAAAAGCACAACCCCCUCUAUUUUCACCAACAUGGUGUCACUUCUGGCCUUUUUGAAUGUCAGGGCAGGAAAAUCCUUGAGGCAUUGUUAGUUCUUUCUCCUCUCCACAGAACAACUCUCAACUUACCUACAGGUCAUAUCAAAAUCCAUAAUUUUGACCCCCAAACCCUGUCAUUGACAUAUACAUAAGAUUAACUUAUAUAUGAGUAUAUGGUAUCUGAAGUCCUCAUAAGUUUGUUAGGCAGAGAAAAACUUACAAUAUUUGCCCAGUCAAUAGUCAGAUUUACUAUAUUUCUUCAGUUCUAAGAGACUUUUUUUUCUAUAUAGACAUCUCCAAAUUGCCUGAAGAAGGGUUGGAGCAUUGUUCUUCUCAGAACUGUGGCAAAAACAUUUUGCUGCAGAAAAACUAUUUGUGGAGCUGAGUCAUAAUACUUCCUUAUAAAUUUUCUUUUUUUAAAAAAGAAAGUGAUUUCGCUAUACAGAUGAUUACAUAGGAAAUCCUGAAGCUAGUUUGAGGCCAGGAUGCAAGUACACAAAUCACAGAGCACAGAUGCUCAUUAAGGGGGCAUUAAUCUGCAUACUUUUUGUGGGAGUUUGUUGUCUGGCUGACACAAUUUAAAGCUAGCUUCAAACUGCAUUAAAUGAUGAGUCUCUCUUUUAAAGAGAAAAUCUAGAAGUGAAAGUAACAGCUCAUUGAGCUACUUCAAAUAUUUGUGUUUUGUUUGAUUCUCUACUAUUAAGGAAGGUUUUUAGUUAACUUCAUGUGUGUGGUAGUGGGCGGGGAGAGUAUUCCUAACAGCAAAAAUCAUAUAAACAUUGUUGUAAUUAUUUUAUUUCCAUUGAUAAGCUGUUUUCUUCAGUGAAUUCAGGGAGGGGUUGUCAGCCUUCUGUAUCCACAGAUACAGCAUCCAUAGAUUCAACCAAUCACAGCGCUAAAUAAGAGGAAUCAUUCCAAAGAGCAAUAUUCGAUUUUUUCAUUUUAAAUAUGAACACCAUUUUACUAUGACAUUGUAUAUCUAGAUCCGUGUCAGUCUGGUUUCAGGCCUGGCUAUGUAACAGAGACAGCUUUGGUUGCUUUGGUGGAUGACCAGGGGGAGUGUGUCUGUUGGUUCUCCUGGACCUCUCAGCGGCUUUUGACACCAUUGACCAUGGUAUCCUUCUGGGUUGUCUCGCUAGGAUGGGAUAGAUAGGCACUGUCUUGCAGUGGCUUUAGUCCUUGGAGGGCUGUACCCAGAAGGUGGUGUUGGGGAACUCCUGUUCGAACCCCCAGCCCUUGUCCUGUCGGGUUCCUCAGGAUUCCAUUUUGUCCCCCAUGCUAUUCAACAUAUACAUGCAACUGCUGGUAGAGGUUAUCCGGAGUUCUAGAGUUCGGUGUCACCUAUAUGCAGAUGACAUCCAACUCUACUACUCCUUUCCACCUAACACCAAGGAAGCUGUCCUGACUCUAAACCAGUGCCUGCCAUAAGUAAUGGACUGGAUGAGGGCAAACCAACUGAAACAAUCCAGGCAAGUCAGAAGGCAGACCAGGGAAUAGGGAUUCAGCCUGUGCUGGAUGGGGUUACACUCCCCCUGAAGACACAAGUCCACAGUUUGGGGAUCUUCCUGGACUAAGCGCUGAUCCAGGAGGGCCUUUACAUAAUUAAAACUUGUGCGUCAACUGUGCCCAUUCCUUGAGAGAUCAGAUCUGGCCACAAUGGUACAUACCUUAGUUACAUCCCAUCUGGAUUACUGCAACACGCUCUACGUUAGGCUCCCUCUGAAGAGUGUUUGGAAUCCUCAGCUGAUCCAAUGAGCUGUAACCAGGUUGAUCACUGAGGUGGGUUACAGGAAGCAGAAAACCCCCCUGUUGCAGCAGCUCCAUUGACUGCCAGUCUGUUUCCGGGCACAAUUCAAAGUCCUGGUUAUGACAUUUAAGGCCCUAGAAAGUACAGGUCCAGGAUAUUUGGCCAACCGCAUCCCCUUGUACGAACCUGCCCGGGCCCCGGGAUCUUCAGGGGAGGCCCUUCUCUCAGUCCCACCUCCGUCUCAAGCUUUGGUUGGCGGGAAUUAGAGAGCAGGAUUUCUUUCUCGGUGGCUGCCCCUCAAGUCUGGAAUUCCCCACCCAGGGAAGCCAGAAUGGAUUUUAACUGAAUUUUUUUAGUGCUGUUUGUGUUUAAUUUUGUUUUAAUGUUUGUACACUUGUAUAUUAGUAUUGUAUAUUAGUAUUGAAUACCAAUGCUUUUCUGUCAAGCCACUUUGAGUCCUCUUUGGGGAAAUAAAGCAGGGUAUAAAUAAUAAUAAUAAUAAUAAUAAUAAUAAUAAUAAUAAUAAUAAUAAUAAUAGGAGGAGGAGGAGGACUUGAGCAUGGAUUAAUUUUGGGAUCCACAGGAGGGCCCUAAAUUCAAGCCCAGCAGGUACCAAGAACUCAUUGUAUACUCUAGAGCAGUGGUUCCCAACAUUUGGGCCUCCAGGUGUUUUGGACUUCAGCUCCCACAGUUCCUAACAGCUGGUAAGCUGUCUGGGAUUUCUGGGAGUUGAAGUCCAAAACACCUGGAGGCCCAAAGGCUGGGAACCACUGCUCUAGAAUUAGAAGUAACAUUGUCCUCCGGAUGUUGGACUGUAACUGUCAGUAUUCAUCAUUACAUAUGCUGACUAGGGCCUGCUGAAAAUUGCAACCUAACUACUUCUGGAGGGCCACAUUAUUUCCAUGUCCAGCUAUAUCCAUUGCUCCAUUGUUCUAGUAUAGAUGUGGCUUUCCAGUUGUCUUUAGACUGCAAGUCCCAACAGCCUUAACAGACAUAGUCAAGAGUUGUGGAUUCAGAGUAGCAGUCCAACACCUGGAGAAAUGCAUGUUUCCAACCCUAUAGUGAUCAGCUAUGCUUAUUUCAAUGGGACUUCCUUCUGAGUAGUUAUGUAAAGACACCCUAUGCCACAUGUUUGCUGGAGUUGUCUCAAACUCAAUUUUCCUGUCAUCAAUUCACUGUUGAAACCAGUGGUUAUAACAACUACAGCCAGAUGAAGAAUGUAACCCUUAUUAUUAUUAGCAUCUUUACUUACACCCCACCCUUUUCUCUCUAGUUUUAAAUAUGCACAUAUGUAUAGACCAUUGGUUGUGUAUCCAAUUCUGCAUGUACCAGAGGGGUCUUUCAAUGAUAAGUGUGGAAAUUAGGUGAACAGAGUACAUUCUCAUCUUUAAUCAGAUGUGCCCAGGUCAAAGCUAUGUGAAAAUGUGGUGAAAUCAUGGAGCUGAGUUGAUGGACUUUAGUGUCAUCACCACAGCUCAGCAUACUUUGGCUAUAUGAUUUGUCACCAUCACAAAGCCCCUUAGGGCAUUAAAAACAGCUUUGUGAGAGGUAACACUGAUGGUGAUAAUGGCAAUGGAUACAAGGUUUCUGAAACAGGCUUAAUGAGACAGACUCGUUCUUGGUGGCACCUCCCUGAAGUAAUUUGAAAUCAUUCUGUCAUAAUGAUCCCACUUUCCUUCAGAGCUGAGAUAGCAACCAAUUUCCACUACAGAUACGUCCUAAAUAUAUUCUGGAGAAUUAUGUGUGUAAUAAGAAAGCAACUCAUCAAUGUAUGUCUUUCUGAGGCAGAAACUAUUUUUUUUAAAAAAUAUUCCUGCAUUUCUAAUGCAGCCAUAUUCACUUUCUUGCUUAUUACUUCAGUAGCAUUGUACUGAGUGGCUUUAUUGGGAGAUAAUGGAAAAUGGCUUCCUGUUCUUUGCCCUAAUUCAUUGCUAACGAAAGCUCAGAGUAGGCUUGCCACUUCCAGCGCGCCCCAUGCCCUACUCUUAUUGAACUGAUUAAGAUUUUGUUCCCCUGGUGGAAGGCUGCUGUGGUCAAAUAAUCUGCUCUCCUGCUGAUCUUGUUAUACUGAAAGGUAUAGCAGUGGGAGGCUAGUCAUAAGGCAGCAGAGCUAGCUGUGAGCUUUGAUAUUUUCCAUUGUAAAGUAUUGAGGGUUUGUGGCAUCCCACUGAGGCUACAUCUUUCUUCUGUGUUCAGUAAAGCUGACCUACCUGGCAAGUAAUUUUCAAAGUGGCCAGAUGAGAAAUCUGUUCAUGGAAACACUCCCCCAGAGUAGGACAGAUCCUUAUGGUAUUUCAUUUAGAGAUAUUUAUUAGAGCCAUUACAGGAAGUGGCUACAAAGAGAUGUCUUGGCAUGGCCUGCUUUUUGACAUUGGGAGCUCUGCUGAAGAGGCACGUUAGAUAAUCAGGGCCACUACAAGGCAACACAAUGGUGUGGCUCUCCAGAUGGUGCUAGACUGCAACUCCCAUAGCCCAAGCCAGAAUCGCUAAUGGUGAGGGAUUGUGAGAUUUGCAGUUCAGUAAUAUUUGCAGGACUGCUUAUUCCUCCUACUCAUGAAACAAUGUUCAUGAGUAGGAGUUCACUUGGAGCUGUAAAUUAGUCUACAAAACUGAUGCUACAAUUUCUUUCAGUUAGUAUCAAAAGUAUUAAAAGAUCUCUUUGCAUACUGAUAUUAUAGAUUAAUCCAGCCAUGCCUUUAAAUUCAUGUUCAUAUAGAUAAGGGGAAAUGUGAGUGUUAAUGCUAAUUAUCUUGCAUAAGAUCAUAUGCUUUUUGAUUGAUGUGUAUCAUCAGAGAUCUUCUGCCACUGAAGUCAUGUGUGUAUGGAAAAGAGAUACAAGUGCCGUCUUUACACAUGUCCAUUGUUCUACUUUUACGGUUUGCACGACACAGAUAUAUUUAGCAAUCCCUACAGUGACAAAUCUAGUAAAUACUUUGCAGAGAAAAUUUCUUGGAUUUGUUGACUUUGGCCCCUUCCACACAGCUGAAUAAAAUCCCACAUUAUCUGCUUUGAACUGGAAUAUAUGGCAGUGUGGACUCAGAUAACCCAGUUUAAAGCAGAUAUUGAGGGAAUUUCUGCCUUGAUAUUCUGGGUUAUAUGGCUGUGUGGAAGGGUCCUUAGACCUUAAAGGCAGAAUCAGAGGAGUCAAUGCGUCAUGGAUUUUCCCAUUUUUGAUGGAUGAGUUUCAGGUUUUUUCAGCAUGCUGGGGGUUUUAUUUUAUUUUAUUUUUUUUGCAAUAUAGUUUUUACUUAUUUCUUAAGAAUGAGGAUACAUAGAAAGUGGGGGAACAAAAUAGAUAGUGAAGAAUAGUGAGAAAGAAGAGAAAGUGAAGAAGAGGCAAAGAGAAGAAGAAAAAAGGAUUUGUGCUUUGACUUCCCAUCUAUGCUUCGAAGACUUUUCUUUCGUCUUCUCUGACAUUUUCUUUCAUUUAUUCUAACCUCCAUCUUAUUUGUUUGUUUUUAUAUGCAAGACAGAUCUAUCAUGAAGUUCAUUCUUCUUUCUCUCAAGAAAUUUAUGACCUUUGUCCAAUCUGUUUUAUUCUUCCCUGUUGUUGACAACUUUCUUAGAGAGGUGAGGCCAGCUGCUUCUCUGUUACACCCAUAGCCAUCCUGGCUAACUAAAACUGCCAGAAGAGUACUGGCCUAUUGGGUGGCAGAGGGCCCUUCCACACAGCCAUAUAACCCAGAAUAUUAAGGCAGAAAAUCCCACAAUAACUGGUUUGAACUGGGUUAUCUGAGUCCACACUGCCAUAUAUUCCAGUUCAAAGGAGAUAAUGUGGAAUUUUAUUCAGCUGUGUGGAAGGGGCCAGAGAUUGUUAAUAGUUCUUGCAAAUAAUGUUAUCUUCCAAUCUCUCUGAAAGAAACAGUUGUAUGAUCUUUGUUGACAAAAACCUUAAAUGCAACCCACCUUAGGUAAUAUCAGCACAGUUUCUAAUCCCCCUUUCUAAGUAAGGUCCUAGAAUGUGUAAUGGCAUCACAGUGCCAAGUUUUCUUGAAUGAAAAGCUUACCUGGACCCCAUUUCAGUCUGGAUUGAGGAAAGAUUAAUAGAUGAACUACACUAGGAGGUGGUCCUCCUUGAUCUUUCAGUGACAUUUGAUAUCACUGACCAUAGUAUUCUUCUAAGUUGUCCUGCAGAUAUGGGGCUUGAGGGCAUUGUCUUGCAGCAGUUCUAGUCUUUCUUGGCUAAAUGUUUUGAGAGGAUGGUGUUGGGGAACUGUGAUUGCACAUGAAUCAGUAUUGUCCCUUGUUUUUAAUGUCUAUAUGAAGCCACAAGGAGAGGUCAUCCAGAGCUUUUGGGUUUGGUAUUUUCGAUG